Molecule: messenger RNA, 2035 nt
Organism: Panonychus citri (citrus red mite)
Lineage: Eukaryota; Metazoa; Arthropoda; Arachnida; Trombidiformes; Tetranychidae
Gene: Rad17
Product: cell cycle checkpoint protein RAD17-like
Exons: 1
Coding region: 138-1949 (603 amino acids)
Biological process (GO): DNA repair; DNA damage checkpoint signaling; mitotic DNA replication checkpoint signaling
Molecular function (GO): chromatin binding
Source: RefSeq, a predicted model, not a curated record
UCAGCUCAAUCUCUUGUAGCGGUUAAUUUUGUUUACAAUUUUGCUCCAUUGAUUUUAUUGUUUCCUUUGUUGAUUAAAUGAGUUAAUUUAGUUAAAUUGUUUUUGUUUGUUUGUUCGUUUGUUUGUAUAUUUAAAUUAUGGAACAAUCAAAGAAUAUUCGUAAAGGGUUUGUUGAUAAAUUCGCCGGUGCAUUUACAUGUCAUUCGAUAUCAUUGAACAAAGACAAGAAGAGGCCGAUGUUGGAUGGAUCUCCACCCGAAUCAGAAUCACUUGGUCAGGUUACCGGAUUUAAAAAGAUUCUGUCUGACCACAAGAAAGGUCACACCUUCGUUGAUAUCUUAAGGCCUACAAGUAAAAAUGAUUUGCUAGUUAAUGUAAAGAAAAUAAGUGAUGUUGAAUGUUGGUUUAAAUCUCUAUAUGGUAAACGUUCAUCUGGUCCAAAUUUAUUUCUAAUUGUCAGUGGACCUUCUGGAUCUGGUAAAUUAACUACAAUUAAAAUACUUGCCCAGGAACGAGAUAUUGAAACGAUAGAAUUUGUCGAGAUGAGCUUUAUAAAAGACAUUUUCUCGGUUGAAGAGGAUGACAAUAACAACUCUUAUGGAGAUCAAAUCUAUAAUCGAAGUCAAAUUGAUAAUAUGAAAAAUUUUCUAGUUCAAGCCAAUGUAACAUCAAUUGUUAACAAAAAGCCAAAAAAUAAGCGAUUAAUCAUCAUCAAAGAUUUACCUUCCACUCUACUUAAAGAACCUGAAAAAUAUCACCAACUAUGGACAUGGUAUUACAAUGAAUUUAAUUCUGAUGGAGUUCCUGUUGUCUUCAUAAUCUCCUGUGAUCCUGGUCGAGAGUCGAUUAAAAUUUUCCCCAGUCAACUUAAAGUCGAACUUAAUGUUCUUGAUAUAACAUUUAAUCCGAUUGUUAAAACGCGAAUAAUCAAAUGGCUUACAGAUAAAUUGGAAAAGAAAAUCUCAAAACAAGAUAUCGAAUCAAUUGUCGAGGAAGGAAAAGGAGAUAUACGAAAUAUUCUCAACUGUUUUGAGCUUAAAUGUAGCUCAACUUUGGUUCGUCAGCGAUCGUUAUCAACUUACAAACGAAAUGCUAAAAAACCACGAACAGAAAGUUACCCGUUAAACGAAUCUAAUUCUCGUGUAAUUUGGGGUCGAGAUGCUUCACUGGAAUUGUAUCAUUUUCUUGGUAAAAUUUUAUUCAGCAAAAGAGAUUUUGAUAAACCGAUGAGAAAAACUUUACCCAAGGAUUUGUUACGUUACGAACGUCAUCAUCUUAAUGAAAAUCCUUUUCUACUCUGUGACUCGUAUGAUUUAUCACCUUCGACAUUGAACCUUUUUCUCCAUCAAAAUUAUCUCCACUAUGCCGAGAAUCUUGAAAGCGCUGCCAACACCAUCGAAUGGUUAAGUCAAGGGGAUUGUAUUCGCGACGAUGUUUACGAUUCUGAUUCUCCUUUGGAAAAGUAUCAAUCUUGUCUUUCCAUCGCUGGAUUAAUGUUCAAUUUAAGUCCAAACGCCCCAGUGAAGGUGAAAAUAUUUGACGAUCGUCGAAAUAAAUCUGACCAUUCACACGAAUCAAAGCGAACACCAAUGAUAGUCUCUAAUCGAGCUUAUCAUUUAUCCAAUGAGAAAACUCGUGAAUCCAAAUCAAUCGUAAAACGCUCCUUUAAUGAUAAAUCAACUUCUCUGGUUUCUCAACAUUUGAUUCUCGAUAUUCUUCCCUAUGUUUCUGUCAUGAACUCGCCGAGGAAAAAUUUUUCCACCGAGUUAUUGAAAAUCUCUUCUUUUCCCAAUAUCUCGUCCGGAGGUUUCAAUGGUUCUCAGGAGGUUUUCAGGAAUCGACAAACGAGCAUCAAUCUAAUUAAGGAAUGUGGAACUUUGGAAAUGGAUAAUCAAGAUGAGAGUGAUGAGGAUAAACAUCAUUACAUUAUUGAAGAUGAUUCAAAUUAAAUUAUGUUUGCUUGAAAACAACAAACCAUCAUUUUCAACGCCUAAUCAAAUUAAACAUUUUCACCAUUUUUUUAUGUUAUUAACAA